Messenger RNA from Macrosiphum euphorbiae (potato aphid), 276 nucleotides. The record is from the annotation of a GenBank genome assembly. NCBI's taxonomy places the organism in Eukaryota, Metazoa, Arthropoda, Insecta, Hemiptera, Aphididae.
AUGGAUUCUGAUUUGAGAGAUUUAGAUCUUUGUGGGAUGCUUGGAAUCAAACAGUCGGCUACUGAAAAAGUGAUGAAAACGGCAUAUCGGAAGAAAGCACUACGAUGGCAUCCAAAUAAAAAUCCCGAUAAUCCCAAUGCAGCUCAACUGUUCUUGCGGUUAUCCAAAAUAUUAACUAUUCUUACAGACACAGCAGCUCGAUUGGAUUAUGACAAGUCGGUAAAUCUGCUGCAAAAUUGCUCAAAAAAGGACUCGAUUCGGGUAAAGCGAAAUUAA